AUGUCUGAGGACAAACCAUCAAUAUCUAAACGAUCUCUUCAAUUUGCCACUGAAUUGCCAUCCCCGCAAACAACAACUUCUAAAAAUAUAAGUCCUAUCAAAACUUUGAAUCCAUACCAAAAUAAAUGGAUGAUCAAAGGGAGAGUUACUCAUAAACUGCCUAUUAAGGCAUAUAGCAUAGCCACAAAAAAUGGCCAUGUGUUUAGCUUUGACAUUGUUGAUUGUGAAGGUUCUGAAAUUAGAAUUACAUGUUUUGAUGAGAUAGCUAAGUUACACUCUAACCGUGUGGACAUAGGUUCACAUUAUCUUAUUUCAAAGGAAUCUAUUAAGGAGGCAAAUGCAAGGUACAAUAAACUAAAUAGUCAUUUAGAAAUAACCUUGUCUGAUGCAUCCAUACUGAAACGCUGCACCAAUGAAGAACAAGCAGAUCAACAAGGUCCUCCUUUCACGCCCAUUAAUGAAUUAUUUCAUCUAACAAAUAACACCUUGGUUGACAUUAUUGGCCUUGUUCUAUAUGUUGGAGAUAUUAUUCCAAUACACAAGAAAGAUGGUAGUCAAACACACAAACAUGUUGUGAAAAUUAGUGAUCUAUCUAAUUCAACAAUUGACAUCAACCUAUGGGGUCCAAUGGAAGAACAAAAAGGCUUGGAAUUGAAAAAUAUGUUGAGCAAUGAUAGUGUGGUUAUCCUUGCUUUACGUAAUUCUCAUGUUGGCUAUUUCAAUGGGAAGCUUAUAAACAUAACAACUGCAACCACAUUACAUAUCAACCCAACUUUUCCAGAAGCAGAGCUUCUAACGUUAAGAGGAAAGGACCCUUUGCUUGUUGUACCCUUUGUUGCAGAAACUAUCCACAUAGAUGGUAAAUAUAGUAGAAUGACUAUUUCUUCAAUUUGUGAGAGGAUGAGCAGAAAACCAGAAACAAUUCAGACAACUUUGCUAGCCGUUCUGCGCUUUGUAAACAUAACUGACCAAAAUUUCUAUUAUGCAGCAUGUCCACUAAUAGUCAAUGGAGGGCCUUGCAAGAAAAAAUGUACAUAG
Molecule: messenger RNA, 1038 nt
Organism: Cryptomeria japonica (Japanese cedar)
Lineage: Eukaryota; Viridiplantae; Streptophyta; Pinopsida; Cupressales; Cupressaceae
Product: replication protein A 70 kDa DNA-binding subunit A-like
Exons: 1
Coding region: 1-1038 (345 amino acids)
Source: RefSeq, a predicted model, not a curated record